This is a messenger RNA of Acanthochromis polyacanthus (spiny chromis), 5156 nucleotides long. RefSeq names its product BOLA class I histocompatibility antigen, alpha chain BL3-7-like. Gene Ontology annotation, cellular component: external side of plasma membrane. The coding region runs from base 87 to 1187 and encodes 366 amino acids. Gene Ontology annotation, biological process: immune response. Lineage: Eukaryota; Metazoa; Chordata; Actinopteri; Pomacentridae. The record is from RefSeq and is a predicted model, not a curated record. The transcript has 8 exons.
CUUCCCCCUAAAGUGCACCACUCAAGAUCUAUGAAAAAUACACAGAAGGAGCUCAGCAGUCAGCUGCAGGUGAAAACUAAAACAAGAUGAUUCAGUUCGUUAUCGUUGUUUUUACUCUGUUUUGCCCCGUUGCAUUUUCAGUGGAACACUCCAUGAUGUUUUUUGUCACUGCAACUUCUGGAGUCCCAGACUUCCCAGAGUUUAGGGCUUCUCUCCUGGUUGAUGAAGUUCAGGUGGGUUACUGUGACAGCAACAUCAGGACGCCUGAACUCACACAGGACUGGAUGAAAAAGUUGAUGGAACACGACCCACAACACCUGGAGUAUUAUGUUAAGGAAUGCUAUACAACCCCGCACUUCCUCAGAGCCACCAUUGACAGCUUGAUGAAACGCUUCAACCAAACCAGAGGUGUCCACAUCCUACAGCAAUUGAGUGGCUGUGAAUGGGAUGAUGAAACUGGAGAAAUCAGAGGUUUUAAUCAAUAUGGAUAUGACGGCGAAGACUUCUUAGCACUGGACCUGCAGACACUGACAUGGACCACUCCAAAAUCACAGGCAUUCAUCACCAAACUGAGAUGGGACGCAGACAAAGCUCGACUAGAGUACAAUAAAUACUCUUUCCACAUGUUCCCUGACUGGCUGAAGAAGUAUGUGCACUACGCGAGGAGUUCUCUGCAAAGAACAGAUCUUCCCUCAGUGUCUCUCCUCCAGAAGACUCCCUCCUCUCCGGUCACCUGCCACGCUACAGGUUUCUACCCCGACAGAGUUGACUUGUUCUGGAGGAAAGAUGGAGAGGAGCUUCAUGAGGACGUGGACAAAGGAGAGAUCCUCCCCAACCAUGAUGGAACCUUCCAGAUGAGUGUUGACCUGAACAUCUCAUCAAUCGCUCCUGAAGACUGGAAGAAGUACGACUGUGUGUUUCAGAUGUCUGAUGUCAAAGAUGACAUCAUCACCAAACUGGACAAAUCAGUGAUCAGGACUAACUGGGUUCCUCCAUCAGGGUUUCCUGCUGGUGCUGUCAUUGGAGUAGUUGUAGGUCUGCUGCUGCUGUUGCUCUGCAUCGCUGGACUCUUCAUGUGGAGAAAGAAGACUAACGGGUUCAGCCGUGCUAACAUCUCAGAAUCUGCAGACAGUAACUCAGAUUCCAGUCAAUCACAACUCUCAGGGAAGACUGGAGGAGGAGAGUAAACUCCAAUGAAGCUGGGAUUCUGUCAAAACCAUUGUUUUUUCUUGUCACACACUUGACUCUGUUUUUGCAAUUAUUAAGCCUCUGCAACAAAUGGAAUUCUACUUGUAAGCGUCUUCUUUACCUGUAGGUAAUGGAGGAAGUUUCCAUUUCUUAUUUCAAAUGUUUGGAAUAAGUUUGUAUAUGUCCUAAAUAUGUUAUCAUCAAAAAGGUGAUAGAGGUGGGUGACUCCUCUCUCUGCCCACGUCCUGAAAUAAAGAGCUAUUUUAUUGUUUGCAAAAUCAGGGUUGUGCCAGAUUGGGGACAGUAUGCUGGGUUUUAAUUGGGAGCCUGUGACCUCCAACGUUUUCCACCAAGCAGACAAGGUGGAGGCAAUCAUUGGGUUCUUGAAGCAGGAGUGAUGUUUAAGGGCAGAAGUGAUAAAGGGCAGGUCAGAGAUUUUAAUCUGGUUACAAUCUAACUGUUCUAGUUCCAGCCAGGAGUUAUAUUCUACAUGUGGGUGAAUCAAUUUGGUGAUAUACUGAAGUUGGUUGGCUAAAUAAUAAUACAUGAAGUUGGGGGCUCCCAGUCCCCCUUCUGAUUUAUUCCUCUGGAGGGUGGUCAGACUGAUUUUAGCCUUUUUGUUCUUUGAAUAGAAUUUACCAAUGGCAGAGUCUAAUGAUUGAAACCACUUUGAUGUGGGUUUAAACGGAAUCAUGGAAAAGAAGUAAUUGAUUUUAGGUAAUAUUUUCAUUUUGACUGUAGCUAUUCGUCCCAAGAGGGAGAUGGGGAGGUUAUUCCAUCGCCUUAGAUCAUCACAGACUUUGUCCAAAAGUGGAGUGUAGUUCAAGUGAACUAGCUCUGAGAGUUUGGAGGAAAUACUUAUGCCCAGAUAUCUGAUGUUGCCAGUAGGAAUAGAAUAAUUCGAGUUUUGGACUGUGGGAUUCCACGAGUUUUCUGUUAAAGGUAAUAUGAUUGAUUUCGACCAGUUGAUGGAGUAGUCUGAAAGACAUGAGAAGGUUGUAAUGAGGUUAAAUACUUCCUUCACUGAGGUUUUCGGUUCUUGUAGGUAAAGUAAAAUGUCGUUUGUGUAUAGGUUAAUUUUGUGUUCAGUCUCCAAAGCACAGAUACCUUUGAUAUCAGUGCUCUGACAUACAGCUGUUGCUAAUGGUUCGAUAAUGAUUGCAAACAAUAAAGCAGAGAGUGGGCAUCCUUGUCUCGUUCCCCUUUGCAAACUGAAACUUUGUGAAGUGAUCCCAUUAGUGGUUACUGUAGCCUUGGGUGAGUUGUACAGAGCCGAUAUCCACUGGAUAAACGACUCUCCGAAGCCAAAUUUGUGGAGCACAGCGAAGAGAAAAGAACAACUGACUUUGUCAAAGGCUUUUUCUGCAUCCAGUGACAUAACGAUAGCUUCUUUGUUGUGGUGUUGUAUCAAAGAGAUUAGAUUAAGAAGUCUUCUGAUAUUGUUGGUGGAGUGUCGGCCAUUUAUGAAAUCUGUUUGAUCAUAGUGGAUUAUUGACGGGAUAAUUUUCUCCAACCUAGAGGCGAGUGCUUUUGACAUAAUUUUGAUGUCAGUGUUGAUUAGUGACAGAGGUCGAUAGCUGGAGGGAAGUGUAGGAUCUUUGUCUGGUUUCAAUAAUAAUUCAAUUGCAGCUGUAUUCAUAUGUGAACUUAUAUAACCAUUAUUUUUAAUCUCUGUCACUGUCCUGAAGAAAAGGGGUGCUAACAUUGACCAGAAAUGUUUAAGAAAUUCAGCAGGGAAGCCAUCAGGACCAGGUGCCUUACCUGCUGGCACACUGUCUAAUGCACAUUGUAACUCUUUGAUAGAUAAUGGAGCAUCUAGUGUGUCUCUGUAAUGUGAUGUUAAGUGAGGGAAGUGUAGAGUGUCAAGAAAGUUAUGAAUAUCUUCUUCGUUUGGGUUAACUGUUGAUGAGUAUAAACUCCGGUAAUAGUUAUAGAAAGUCUGAUUAAUUUCCUGGGGUGACUGAGUGUAUUUUCCUGAGGGAUCCUGAAUUGCUGUUAUGAAGGAUUUUUCUUUAUUGCGCUGGAGUUGGUUUGCAAGAAAUUUUCCUGAUUUAUUGUUGUGUUCAAAAUCAUUAUAUCUCAGCUGUUGUAGUAAAAACUCUGUUUUCUUUGAUAAGAUAUUAUCGAGUUUUAGUUUAACAUUUUGUAGUUCAGACCAUAAUUGAUCACUUGGAUUUACUGCAUAGUUCUCUGUAAGUUCUUUAAUUUUUUCCUCAAUUUCUUCCUGUAGUUGUUGAUCCUUUUUUUUUCUUGUACGAGGAGUACGAUAUUAUUUUGCUUCUGAUUACGGCUUUUCCAGUUUCCCAAAGUAAAGAUGGAGAUACAUCAUUAGAAUCAUUGUUUUUUUAGAAAGUCUGCCCACUCACUUCUUAUUAUUUGAUCAAAUUCCUGGUCUUCGAGUAGAGAGAUGUUUAGGCGCCAAGUCUGAGGAGGUUUAGGGAUGGAAUCUGUUUGCAGGCUGAGAGAUAUUGGUGCAUGGUCGCUGAUAAUGAUUGGGUGAAUUUUAGUAGUAGCUUUGUGUGCGAUAGUUAUUUGAGAGGAAAAAUUCUUGAAAAUGUUUGGUGCACCUGAGAGAAAAAAGUAUAGUCCCUCUUUGUUGGGUUUUUGAGUCUCCAGACAUCUUCUAGUCCAAAAUCUUUCAUAUAAUCCUGCAUGACUUUAGCUGAUUGUGGUUGUUUUGCAUGUAUUGGACUAUUAGAUCGAUCUAGUGACGAGUUUAAUACUAUGUUGAAGUCGCCACCGAUAAUGGUUGUUGAGUUAGCAGAUAAGUCUGUUAAGUGGGAGAAAACCACGUGAAAGAAGGCUGGAUCAUCAUUAUUCAGGGUGUACAGAUUUGCAAUUGAAUAUACUUUAUUAAAGAUUGUUGCCUGGAUAAUAAUAUAUCUGCCCUCUGAGUCCGUUACUGUGCUAUUUAAAGUGAAUGGUACUCUCUUAUGGAUUAGAAUGGAGACCCCUCUUUGCCUGCCGUUAUAACAAGAUGAAAACAUGAUAUUAUAAUUACAAUCCACCCGAUCUGGUUUCUGUCAUACUAUUGAAUAGGCUCAAUCCUGAUACAGUCAUCCCACAGAAAUGGACCAGUAGGUCCCUACUGUACCUACUAGUAGGUACAGUAGGUUGUGAUCAUCUAAUCAUUUAGUUGAUCCAAUGCUAUUAAUGCCCAGUAUUAAUGCAGGUAUGUAACAGAGCUCAUUUCCUCCACGCCGUUUAGAAGCUUUAUUCAGAAUGUUAUCUUUUUAAAUUGUUAAUACUAAAACCUGAACCAUUGACAUAAAUGUAUAAGAGCUAUCUAUGACAAACAAGAACAAAUAUGUGCGUUUUUUAGGCAACCCAGUCUCAUUGCCAAAUGUGAAAUACCUACGUUUGUCCACAGAACAAAACGUAACAGUCUCACAAUAAAGGUCUGAAAAUUGUAAAAUGUUUACGUUUUUUUCUCCCUAUUAUUUUCUAUUGGCCUGACGGCAGGUCACGUGACUUCUUGCUGCGGGCCUCUCAAAAUGAAAACAUGGCGGCCUUUCCUUUCAUUCUCGGUGGAAAAUGCAUUAUUUCAAGACAAUGUGGACUUAAAAAGGCAUUUUGGUGACAUUUCUAGCGAAAAAUAUACAUUUUUAAUUUCAUGUAAUUUCAUGUUUAAUUUCAAUAUUCAUUCAGUUCUUAUGUAUGAUCUUUGUUAUUACGAUGAAUCUUUCACGUCUGGAAUGGAAUCGUUACAUUGUUACGUUUUCCACCGUUGCUGUGGUGGUUGCUGAGGAAGCGUCCACGGGCUAAACCAAAUGGCAUAGGCCUAUAUGUUAUUGUAUUUAUUCAUCACAUUGUGUCAUUAUCUGAGCUCUUAACAUAUUUGUGUAGUUACUGACGAUAUCUAUUGUUAACCUUUCCUGCUGUCCGCUUCCUGACCGUGGUCAGGAAAACACAGGGGAGAACUGAUACGUUUAACUGCUUCUAUUUAAAUAAAAUGUGCGGAGACAGUC